AUGUUCAGCCCGGACGGGGGGCUGCCGGCCGCCCCCUUCGGCCUUCUGACCGACGCCGGACCUCCCUUUCCCCGCGGCAGCUUCGACGGAGCGCCCGCUCAGCCGCUCUUCUUCCCUUCGCCGCCACCGCCGAGCCCGAGCCCGCCCGACGACCCGCCGCCGGCCCGCGCCUGGCUGCCCCCGCCCGCCCCGCCGCCCGCCAAGGUGGAAGCGCCCGGGCGGCCUGCAGCCAGCCCGAGCCCGAGCCCGCGCGCCGCCGCUUGCUGCGGCCCGGCCUGGCCCCCGCCCUGGGCCGGCCCGGCGCCCUCCGGCCCCGCCGCCCUGCCCGGGCCGCCCUUCCCUGGCCCGGCUGCCCCUGCCUUCCCUGGCCCCCAGCUCUGCCCCUCCGCGCUGCAGCCGGGCUCCGGCGGCCCGUCGGGGCUGGGCAGCAGCGGCAGCUCCAGUGGCGCCGCCAGCGAGGGCGGACACUCCAGCGACAGCGGUGAGGAGGAUGCGCCAACCUCAGGAGAGCUGGAGCAGUUCGCCAAGGACCUCAAGCACAAGCGCAUCAUGCUGGGCUUCACCCAGGCUGACGUGGGGCUGGCGCUGGGCACCCUCUACGGGAAGAUGUUCAGCCAGACAACCAUCUGCCGCUUCGAGGCGCUCCAGCUCAGCUUCAAGAACAUGUGCAAGCUAAAGCCGCUGCUGCAGCGCUGGCUCAAUGAGGCGGAGAACACGGACAACAUGCAAGAGAUGUGCAAUGCAGAGCAAGUACUAGCCCAAGCCCGGAAGAGAAAACGCAGGACCAGCAUCGAGACCAACGUGAAAGGGACACUGGAGAGCUUCUUCCGCAAGUGUGUGAAGCCCAGUCCCCAGGAGAUCUCUCAGAUCGCUGAGGACCUCAACCUGGAUAAAGAUGUGGUGCGGGUCUGGUUCUGCAACCGGCGUCAGAAAGGCAAACGGCUGCUGCUGCCCUACGGCAACGAGGCAGAGGGGAUGAUGUAUGACAUGAACCAGCCCCUGGUGCCCUCCACUCUGCCCAUCCCAGUGACGUCCCAGGGCUACAGCCUGGCACCCUCCCCUCCUGUCUACAUGCCGACCUUCCACAAAGCUGAGAUGUUCCCACAAGCGCUGCAGCCUGGGCUCUCCAUGAGUAACAAUGGCCACUGA
This is a messenger RNA of Camarhynchus parvulus, 1149 nucleotides long. Its product is annotated as POU domain, class 5, transcription factor 3-like. The record is from RefSeq and is a predicted model, not a curated record. NCBI's taxonomy places the organism in Eukaryota, Metazoa, Chordata, Aves, Passeriformes, Thraupidae. Gene Ontology annotation, molecular function: RNA polymerase II cis-regulatory region sequence-specific DNA binding; DNA-binding transcription factor activity, RNA polymerase II-specific. Gene Ontology annotation, biological process: regulation of transcription by RNA polymerase II.